UGCUAGUAACUUCAUUAAAAAUAUCCGUAUGCUUGUUUUCAUGGGGUACAAAGCCAGUAACGAAGAAACCUAAGAAUCAGUUGCUUGCCGCGUGCGAUACGCAGCAAACACGUGAACGGUCUUCGCUUCGAGUCAGAUUAAAAUAUAAAGUGAAAAUUGGCUGAAGUGAGUGAAAGCGGGGGAAAAAAUAUAUUUGAGUAAUAAAUCCUUUGAGGAAACAAUAAAAAUGUCAAAGGAUAAUCUCAUUUCGAUGGAGCAAACGCGCAACGAUAAUCCGCCACUCGCUGGCUUCAUCAACACUGCGCGCCUAGAUGCUUGUGAGCAAAUUGAGAUGCAGGAUGUUGUAGGAAUGCCUGGCAGUGGCAACGUCAAUGGCCUGGACAACAACAGCUACAACAGUGCCGCGAAUGGACACAGAGGCAGCAGGUAAGCGGCGGAGUGGUGCUGGUGCCAGUCCUGGUGGUAUAAACGGUGCCGGUAGUCGUCUUGCUAUCACCGAUAUUUCCACCACACCGCCACGUAUGGAUUCGACGCGCAACAGUUCGGAACGUAGUCUGCCAUUGCGCAGCUAUAGCAAGUGGUCACCCACCGAGCAAGGCGCUACCUUGGUUUGGCGUGAUCUGUGCGUCUAUACGACAGGCGAUCCGAAUGGGACGAGUGGUGGUGGCAGCUUGCACAAAAUGAAGCGAAUCAUUAACAAUUCGACGGGUGCAGUGCAGCCGGGCAAUCUGAUGGCGUUAAUGGGCUCCAGUGGCUCGGGUAAAACAACACUGAUGUCUACUCUCGCUUUCCGGCAACCAG
Molecule: messenger RNA, 801 nt
Organism: Rhagoletis zephyria (snowberry fruit fly)
Lineage: Eukaryota; Metazoa; Arthropoda; Insecta; Diptera; Tephritidae
Product: protein scarlet-like
Molecular function (GO): ATP binding; ATP hydrolysis activity
Source: RefSeq, a predicted model, not a curated record